Molecule: messenger RNA, 3328 nt
Organism: Melanaphis sacchari
Lineage: Eukaryota; Metazoa; Arthropoda; Insecta; Hemiptera; Aphididae
Product: nose resistant to fluoxetine protein 6-like
Exons: 13
Coding region: 439-3204 (921 amino acids)
Molecular function (GO): acyltransferase activity, transferring groups other than amino-acyl groups
Source: RefSeq, a predicted model, not a curated record
UUUUAACACAAAACAAUAAAAUUCCUUUUUUAUUUAUCAGAUUCCUUGAAGCUGAUGCUUUUUCAACAUCCCAUAGAACAUUUAAACGGAUAUAUGAAUUGUGAACUUGAAAAUAAUCCUGUUUUGAUGAGAGUAAAAGUUACUAACACGACUCGAGCCAAUAAAACGAGUUUAAUUGACAAUCGCGUUCUCUAGACUUGUUUUGUAUCUAUGCUAUUUCCGUUUGUCAAUACGUUGUAUGUGAACCACAACGCAUAUCAGUCGUAAUGACAACACGAACCAGUCGUGACAGCUUCACAAACUUGUCCUGCGGUCCGUGAAAAUCUCAACAUAAUAUAUCACGUAUAUCAAUAAAGCUAAACAUCAGAUCAAAGCUCAGUGUUGUACGCUAGCUUUAUAAAUUCAAUGUAGAAUAGAGACGUUUAUGAACGAUCAAAUAUGCAUUUCUACGUCUCAUCAUUUCCGUCUGUGGCUUGUAUAAUAGUUUUGGUUUUACAUCUGUCAUGUUUUACGAAAAAUAUUUCGGCAACGGAGUUAAUAUUUUCUACAAAGUUUAACAGAAAUACCGAUUUAUCUGCAACAAUUAUACCAGGUGGUAUAACACUCCCCGAGCUGCCAUUCGGACAUGACCAAACCAAAGGGAACAAAACCGAAUUACAAUCAAAAGUUCCAUUCAAUCUGGAAGUAGAGCCGAUAAUUGAAAAAUUACCUACAACAGAAGUCUUAGCGAAAGUGGAUGGUGAACUGGCUAUCGGAAAAUUUCCGACCGCAGAAGUUUCAAUAAAUGUAGAUGGUGAACCAGCUAUUGAAAAAUUGCCUAAAGUAGAAGUUUCAGUAAAGGCGGAUGGUGAAUUGGCUAUCGGAAAAUUACCUACCGAGUCAAACAACCCAACGGAAUCCGAUGAACAACCACAAACAGAAGUUUCGUAUGAUGUAAAUGAUCUGACGAACACUGAAAGACCAGAUUCAAAUGUUUCAUACAAUGUGAAAAGUGAAUCAACUACAAUAACUACGCAGUCAACCGAAUCUUCAACCAAAGCUGUUACAGACAACCCGUGGAUACAGAGAAUACAAACUGCCAAAUCUAGGAGCCUGGCACUUCCUCAACCAAAUGCUAUCAAAAUAUCUACCGAAAAACCAAUUUUGUUGGGUCAGAUUAUCUCAAACGUCCUAUAUGGUGCACCUUGGUUAGCUCCCCAAACAAACUCAAAAUGUGCACAGGACAUGAUGCUAUACAAUAAACACUUGCAAAACUUGACAUUGUGGGCAUAUAAAAUGUUAGACGCCACAUCAAAAGGUCCCGAAGGACUUGUAGAUGCAAACACAUUCAGUUUCGGUAAUUUCGACCAAUGUAUUGAAUCACGAUCUAAAAAUCUCGGUAUAUCCGGAGGAUACACAUUGGUAGACAUUGAUUUUCGACCAAGUUAUCAAUUGUAUCCAGAGUUUUAUAACAACGAUCACUCAAAAGAUUAUGAACCGUUUGACCAAGAUAAGACGACAUGGGAAAUACUGAAGCACAACGUACAAGAGGCUUAUGUACAAAGACACAAAUUUCAAUGGGGCGUGUGUUUACCAGAUACUUGUCAAUCGAAAGACGUUCAAAAGAUCGUGAGCAACGUAUUAAUACCAGAGCUAAACCGUCAUGGAUUGGAAGGUAAUGUAACCAUCGACCCAUUGUUACACACUUCCAAAGAAAAUAUAUAUAAAUUCACUGCGGGCUUUUUUUUUGUCUGCGCAAUGUACGUGGUGAUUGGAAUGCUUGUCAUCGUAGGCACCUUGUACGAUUUUAUUUAUUUGCAAUACCGACCAAAAUCUGAACACGGACCAAUGAAAAAACUCAUGAAACCGUUUUCACUUAUCUCAAACUUGGAAAGACUUAUGAAACCGUCGGAGACCGAAGAGUUUUCAAUUAUAAAUGGAUUUAAAGUAUGCGCGAUUCUACAGGUCAUUAUUGGCCACAGAUGGUUUAUUGAGCUCGGAAAUCCACAGUCAAAUCCUAAUUUCACUCAUUGGAUGAUUCACAAUUUUUGGUUGGGCUACUUUAAAUGUACCAUAUUUUUGGAAACGUUCUUUGUAAUUAGUGGAUUCCUCACUUUCCGUAUAAUUACAAAACAACUCACAGAAAAAAAACAUUUGAACUUUAUACCCAUUAUGAUCUAUAGAUGGUUAAGAAUAUUCCCAGUGUACGGCACACUUAUUGUCACAUAUAUUUUCGUACUUCCAUAUCUGAACAGUGGUCCUAUAUGGAGAAUGAUCGUUUACAGAGAAUCGGAAAGAUGUCAAACCAAUUGGUGGACAAACGUACUUUUUAUUAACAAUUACGUCCACACGGAUGAAUUAUGUAUCAUCCCCUCGUGGUAUUUGGCUUGUGACAUGCACUUUUUCAUAAUCGGCACACUACUGACCUAUGCUAUUUGGAAGUGGAGAAAACAAGGGUUGAUAAUACUUGGAGCGUGUUUAACCUUAUCAACAGUAAUCCCUGCUUAUAUAAUAAUCAAUGAGAAACAUCGAGGAACGGCUGAUAUUACUCCCCAAAAUCUUAAAGAUCUCAGCAAAGAAAGAUUUUAUACUGAAGUGUAUAUUAAAAGCCAUAUGAGAUCAAUGACUUAUUUCAUUGGAAUCUUAGCAGGAUACUUGUACAUGAGAUUGAAGGAAGCUGACUACAAGUUAUCAUUGAAAAGUCGUAUUUUCUGGGUUCCAGUUGUUCUUAUAAUUGGAAAUAUUAUAUAUUUGAGUUCUGGAACAUUCUUUACAUUAAAACACAAAUAUGUAAAUUACGAACACGCAAUAUACUUUACGAUCGGGCGACUCGUGUGGUCUAUUCUUAUAUCUUACGGCAUAAUAGGUCAUGGACUCUCCGGAUUUGGGGUUUGUAUCAGUGGAUUUUUGGGUCAUAGAAUUUUCCACGUUCUUGGAAAAUUAGUUUUCUGUGUCUAUAUGUACCAAGAAAUCAUUCAACUUCAAACGAUCGGAGCCAUCGAGACACCAACAUAUCAAAGCUUAACAUUAAUAUUUUGGAGAUUUUGUGGUGACACCACAGUGGCCUUCAUGUAUGCAUUUGCAAUUAAUGUUAUGAUCGAAUCGCCAUUUGAUAGAUUCCAGAAGAACGUAAUGAAAUUAUUUGUUGGAGAUACGUUUUCAAAACCAAAACCACGACUAUCAAUUAAUAGAAACAAUCUUGAAAACUUCGAGAUACAAGCAUAAUUUAAAUUUAUUUGUUAUCUUAUAUUGGUAAAUUAUUCCUCAGAUGAAAAUAUCAUGUACUUUGUACAUUUUUUUUUUUUUUGUAGUAUAUUAAAAUGUAAUUAUUAUAUAUUUAAUAAAAUUG